Molecule: messenger RNA, 918 nt
Organism: Trichechus manatus latirostris (Florida manatee)
Lineage: Eukaryota; Metazoa; Chordata; Mammalia; Sirenia; Trichechidae
Gene: CPXCR1
Product: CPX chromosome region candidate 1
Exons: 2
Coding region: 1-918 (305 amino acids)
Source: RefSeq, a predicted model, not a curated record
AUGACUUCUCCUACAGAAGAAGGCAGUGAUCCAGCUGACAACGCGCUCAAUAAUUCUGAAGAAGUGGCUCCAAAUGACUGUAAUGCAGACAUAGAGCCUUCAUUUGCUGAUCUCAACAGGGCCUGUCAAAUGGAAACCGACCAAACUGACAGAGAGCCAAAUACACCAACCUCCCAGGAGGAUGAUGGUUCACGAGCAGCAGAAAAUAGUGAGCUUGAAGUACAAAAGACCCAGAAAGAACCUCAAAAAGAAAAUUCAGAGGAUUUGUCCCUUCUAAUUCAGAUCCCCAUUCCUAGAAAAUGGGUCUUUCACAAACCCUUAACUGAUAGAUCAAGUUUCUACUCAGGCAAAGUGGAGAUGAAAACAAGUAGUUCGUGUCAUGCCAGCAUAAAUCACAAAAGUCCUCUCCAACUUUCAGUUUCAUGGAGAAUUCCAUUCAUUAACAAUCAUGAUUUAAGAAGAAUGAUUCUCCGUCUGCUGUGUGGGAGAUACAUCCCUCAGGCUGGAAGUCGUCCAAAUGGUGUGCGGAUGAAGCAGGAAUAUGUAGCAUUUCUUCCUCGCCCAAAUGCCCUCUCCAGUGGUGAGAGAGCCAUAAUAUUUGGAAGGCCUUUGAGAGUGUAUUACCACCGUCCCCUCAUUGAGAGAAUUGCAUCAGGGAAAUUUUACAAAUCUGGUGAUACUAAAGGGAAGAAUGGAUUCCACAUUUUUGUAAGACCAGUAUUUUGUGUCCCACGAGCCCAAUUACAAAGCACAUUUAAUAGGAAAAUUUUUGAGGAUCAUUUGAGAUAUAAUCAUAAUAUGCCAAUUGUGAUCAUAGGCACCAGUAAUGACUGGAAAUACCUGUGUCCUAUCUGUGGGAAUACUUUCAGCACUUUGGUUGAAUUUAGACAGCAUUCCUGCAGUUUUCCAAGAAAUUAG